GGUUUAUAUAAAACUUCCUACUUCCAUACAUUUCAUUUACUGAAAAUAAAACCGUUUACGAACUUCUCUAUAUUUCUGCUUGCUGUUUUUCAUCACAUAUAGGAGGAUUAUUAAAACAAAGGAUUUCAGAAAUUUCUUUAAACCUGGACAAGGACAAAGUAUGAAGCAAGCAUCAUUAUACUUCCUAAGAAGAAUGCAGUUUAAUUGCAAGAUGGAGGGAUUUCUGAUUCUGCUUACACUGUAUGCUGUUUUGAUCACAGGAACUGCAUUACAGUGCUAUAAGUGUCUUGGAAAUGGAACCAGCUGUACAGAAAGCAAAGUCACCUGUGCUUCUAAUGCUACUUACUGUGGUACCUGGACACUAAGACAGUCAUUCGCUGGAAUUAUAACUGAUGUUUUUUUGAAGAAUUGUGUAAGUGAGCCGAAAGAAUGUAAUACCAGUGUGGCGAGCAAUUCAUCAAAUUGGUAUCUGGGUGCUGUAUCAGAAUGUUGCACUACUGACUUUUGCAAUGUGGAACAGUUUAAUGAGACUUCUUCUAGACUCAUAUAUGGAAAUAUUAGCACCGCAGGAUGCCCAUGCUCUGCUUCAUGUCAGGCAUUGUCUGCAAACUGUACUCAAAUGAAUCGCUACGUAUGCAUGAACAUGACCUUGACUAUUUUGUUUGGUGGCUUUUCUAGAAACAUCUGGCAAAAACAAGGUUGUGUGGCUAGACAGGAUUGUUAUAAAUCAUCUUCGUUAGACGUCUUCGUUGGUUACAACUAUCAACGUACUGAAGAUUGCUGUGAUACACAGCCUUGCAGCACUGCCAUCCCUUCAGCUUCCACCACCCCUUCUGGUGCCACCUGCUUACUUCAUCUUCAUUCCAACUUACUGAUAUUAGUAAUGACUGGUGUACUUAUUUUAAAACAUAUGUUUUAGAAAGCAGUGCUGCUUUUGUGUACGCAAACACCGGAAUUCUGUAGCUUUACAAACAUGAAGUUAGACACAAAGAUUACACCUUACUAUUAUGUCUUUGUGUGCAUCUGUGAGUGUUCACAUGAUAGGAUGUACUGAUAAUAACCUAACUUCUGCAGUUUCAUUAUUUCCUUCAAAAGCAUUCACAGGUUUGCUAAUGGUAGAAAAAAUUGUACAGAAUGUGUUCCUGAUGCAUGCCUAUUUUGUGUAGCAGUAAGAUCAUUGGAGAUAAAUAAUUGUAUUAACUGUAUGCCAUUCUUCCUGCCUUUGUUUGUAUGUAGUUUGGACAUAAUCAGGGACAUUGAUUUGUGGUAAUUAAAGAGCUAAUAUCGA
Molecule: messenger RNA, 1288 nt
Organism: Protopterus annectens (West African lungfish)
Lineage: Eukaryota; Metazoa; Chordata; Ceratodontiformes; Protopteridae
Exons: 6
Coding region: 161-919 (252 amino acids)
Source: RefSeq, a predicted model, not a curated record